Messenger RNA from Saxophila tyrrhenica, 1647 nucleotides. RefSeq lists its product as uncharacterized. Lineage: Eukaryota; Fungi; Ascomycota; Dothideomycetes; Mycosphaerellales; Extremaceae. Bases 1 to 1647 code for a protein of 548 amino acids. The transcript has a single exon. Gene Ontology annotation, molecular function: DNA-binding transcription factor activity, RNA polymerase II-specific; RNA polymerase II cis-regulatory region sequence-specific DNA binding. The record is from RefSeq and is a predicted model, not a curated record. Gene Ontology annotation, biological process: cell differentiation; anatomical structure morphogenesis; regulation of transcription by RNA polymerase II.
AUGUCGGAUUUCCAACCGCCACCGAUGUCCGAUGAGGAAUUCGAGGCGCUUAUGAACGACCCGAAAUUUACCAAUUCGAUGAACGAUAUGUCGACGCUGCCAGACGCACCAGUAAAACACAGGUACGUGGACCUAACACCGAACGUCAACGCUAAUGAAGACAUAGCCUUUCUCGCACAGAUGGGAGUAGAACAGCAGCCGGCACCCAUGCCGAUGCCUGUGCCUACUCCUAUAGCUGCACACACUCCACAGAUGCCACCUCCCAUCCCAGUGAACCCAGUCCCGAUGACUGCGUUCGGGCCCUCCUUUGACCCCCGGAUCGGGUGGUAUUAUCCCGCCGUCGCGGGAAACGGUGCAACACCCUAUGGCAUGCCUCAAGCAGGCUACGCUUCUGCGUACUCGAGCACACCAAUGUCAACAAAGCCUAAGCGUAAGUAUGGCCCUGCUCAAUUCCUUGAAGAGCGGGCGAGAGACUCUGCAGCCACUGCCAUGUAUACCUCCCAGGCCAGCUCGGGAAACGACCGUGCUAAAGCAGAAAAGAACGGCGACAAGUAUGUCGGUGCUCGCCUCAAAAAGAACCAACCCUCAGUUGUACAGGCAUGUGUCUGCAACGACAAAGAAACCCUCAAGAUCAAGAGGCCGAGGAACGCCUUCAUCAUCUACCGCAGUCAAAAGUCCGAGAAGAUCAUGAAGGAUCUCGGCAAAAAAGACAACCAAAAGGUCUCUUCCCUCGCCGGUCAGGCUUGGAAGGCCGAAAGCGAGGAGGUGAAGGCUCACUACCAUAGACUCGCCGCUGAAGAGGCAGCGAGACACAAGCGUAUGUACCCUAACUACCAUUACCAACCAGGGCAAACAUCAAAGAUCAGGUUUGGAUCGCAGAGCUGCAAGUGCGGAGCAUAUCAGGUUAACAUCACAAAUCUUAGGAACGCCAAUCAAGAUGGACAAGCUGACGAAGCUGACGAGACUGAUGUGGAGGACGUAUACGACCCUGCAGCAGGCUACCAGCAGCAGCGCCAGCAGCAGUAUCAGGCGCCGACUGCGCCAAUGGCUCCCGCUGUUGCUGGUCCCUCAAAGCGCAAGCGACAAGCCACCGUAGCCCUUGACCUCGAGGACGAGAUUGUGGAACAGCCCAUCUCCAAGCGUACCCGAAGCUCACCACCAGUCGCCUUCCAGCAGCCACAGGAGUUUGGAGACCCACUGGCCGGCCUUUUCCAUGGGGACCUCUUCCAAAACGCCUACGACCCUAACGCCUUCGCCCCAGACAGCGGCUUGAAUCAGAGACGCCGCCCAUCACCAAUCCACACUGUGGGUGGCAACGCAGCUGCGCUCGAGACAACACCGCAUCCACAGGCCUUCGCAGUCGGCGAUAGCACAGCACGCAACACUCGCUCCAAGUCCCGGGCUUCUCAGGAACUUGAAGAUGCUUUUAACGCUUAUCAGCAUACCACCUACCCUGGAGGCUACGGGCCUGGCAUCUAUCAGGAGGGAGAGGAGUUCGUUGACUUCGAUAUGUUUGGCGCAGACCUCACAGGUGCGGAAACUUUCGACUUCGGCAAUGAGUUUGAUGUACCUGCUCCCGUUGAACAUGGGCGGCGCAGGUCCAGCAGGAUAUCGCCGAGGAGUGCGAUUACGCCUCACAACAGGUAA